Phyllostomus discolor (pale spear-nosed bat) is the source of this 2669-nucleotide messenger RNA. RefSeq names its product megakaryocyte and platelet inhibitory receptor G6b (gene MPIG6B). NCBI's taxonomy places the organism in Eukaryota, Metazoa, Chordata, Mammalia, Chiroptera, Phyllostomidae. The transcript is spliced from 6 exons. The record is from RefSeq and is a predicted model, not a curated record. Gene Ontology annotation, biological process: platelet formation; blood coagulation; integrin-mediated signaling pathway. Gene Ontology annotation, cellular component: plasma membrane. Bases 526 to 1242 code for a protein of 238 amino acids.
UGGCUGAGAGGGACAGCCUGGGUUCAGAGACAUGAGGUAGAGCUAAAAUAAGACUACAGACAAUGAUAAUCGCAAGCACUUCCUGUUCCUAUGUGUCAGCCAUUGUUCUAUGCAUUCCCAGUGUAUGUAUUUAAUUCUCACAUCCUCAACGUAGGUGCUUUUAUAGAUGAGCAAACAGGCACAGAGAAGUUAGGCGAUUUGCCCGCAUCACGAAGCUAGUAGACGGCGAAGUCAGUAUUUGAACGCAGCUGGGAUCCAGAAUUCCCGAUGUUGCUACCUGCUGCGUUGCUGGAGUUAAAGUGCGCGAAAAUGCUUGUGUAAACCGCCCGAGCACGAAUUUUAAGUGAGCAUUGUCUGAGGGCUGUGAGCUGGCCCGCUAGUAUUCCCAGAGAGAACUGGGCAGCUGGAGGCCCCGCCCCCUCUCUUAUCGGAGCCCCCAGACCUGCAGACCCCCCACCCCCACCCCGUUUCCCUCCAGUCUCCUCCGCUGAUUCACUCGCCUCCUCUCCUCACCACAUCCCAGCCAUGGCUCUCGUUCUGCAGCUGCUGCCGCUGCUGCUGUCAAGGGCCCAAGGGGAAGGCCAGGUUCCCUUGGACGGCCGCCCGGGCGACCGGGUGAAUCUCUCCUGCUCAGGGAUCUCGCAUCCCAUCCGCUGGGCCUGGGCGCCUAGCUUCCCAACAUGCAAGGGCCUGUCCAAAGGACGCCGCCCGAUCCUGUGGGCCUCUUCGAGCGGAACCCCCACAGUGUCUCCAGUUCACCCCUUUGCUGGCCGCCUAAGAGUGCUGGACCCUGGUAUCCGGCGGCUAGAGCUGCUCCUGAGCGCGGGGGACUCGGGCACAUUUAUCUGCAGGGGCCGUCACGAGGAGGAGAGCCGUACAGUGCUUAAAGUGAUGGGGGACGGGGCCGAUUGCAGGACUCCGGGGCCUAGCCAGGGGUCCGUGUAUCCCCAGCUCCUGAUCCUCCUCCUGCUGGGCGCUGGGCUGGUGCUGGGACUCGGAGGAUUGGGCGUGGUCUGGUGGCAGCGCCGGCGCUCAUCCCUGCACCCACUUCGACCCCUCCCCAGAUUUGCUCUAUCCCCCCCACAUAGCUCCACUAGUAAAAGCCGAGCCCCAGAGGCCAGUAAAGGAGGAGGAGCCCAAGAUCACAGGGGACAUGGACCAGGAGCAGAACCUGCUGUAUGCAGACCUGGAUCAUACGGCCUUCAGAAGACCUCGCCAGUUGUUGCCAGUGGUCCCUGCUGAUUCCUCCACCGUCUAUGCGGUUGUAGUUUGAAGCAAAGCCCUUACUCCAAACAUCACAAGUUUGGGGGCUCCCUAUAACUGCCCUCUCCUUCCCUGACUCUCCCAGGAUAAGGAAGGCAACCUGGGGUAGAAAUCAGCCUGGGAGUCAGGAGACCUGAUGAUCUUGCUCCUUCAGCUGCCCCAUGUUCUGUAACUUCCACGACUCCUUUACCAAGCCCUGUCAUCAAGCUCUGUCUCCCCAUCUUAAGACAUCAGCCAGUCCUAGGUCGUUGUCCCACCUCUUCCCUUCCUUCCAGUCGAGCUCUUUGAAGCAGGGGCUUAUACCUGCCUUCUUCAUUUUCUUCUUCACUCCACUCCUAUGAGGUCGCCAGUGAUGUCCUAAUGGCCACAUCCAGUGGACAUUUUUUAGCAUUCAUCUGGCUUGGCCUUUGAUUACUCCAUUCUUUAAGCUGUUUUUCUUUAAUGCUGAUGUCUUCCUUGUGGACCUUUCUUUCUCCUUAUCCCUGUGGUAUUCUCCACCAUGCUACAUGUGUCCCUUUCUUUACCUCCCUUCUUCCUCUUCUGAGAAGCUGUCAUCCACAGUGGUCUCAGCCUUCCCCUUGGCAAAUGACACCCAGAACUCUCUCCAACUCAGAUUUCAGAUAUGGCAUUUCCAAACUGUCCCUCAGACAUCCCUGCCUACCUGGCCCUAUGCAUUUUGCAUACAGCAUCUCCAAAACUCAGUCAUCUCCCAAACCUCACACUUAAUCCUCUAUUCUCUCUUGAUCAACACUGUUGGCCCAAGCCAGAGACUGAAUCAGGGAGUGAGACCUCCUUCCCCUCUCUCCCACACAAUGAACCAAGUCUUGCCAUUCUGUUUUAAGAUCACUGUCAAAUCCACACCCUCUUCACACUCAGCACUGCCACCUGAAUGUACUCUCAUUUUCUUGGGUUACCUGUAGCCCCACUUCAUCCUUCUGCCUUUGUACCCUCCUCCCUAAAGCCAGACAGAUCUUUCCCAAAUACUAACCUGCUUCUGACAGCCUGUAUUUCAGAUCUGUAGUAUUUCUUUCCUCAACCUUCAGCUCUCUGCCUGUUCUCCAGGCCUAUUUCUGUCAUACCGCAUGUAUACAACAUGCUAGCCUUAGAGAAAUUCUCCCUAGGCCCCAAAUGCCCUAUGCCUUUGCCCAGUGCAAUUCCUUUUUCAUGGAUUACUACCCUUUUCCUUCUUCACAACCUACUCUGACUCUUGAGUGUAGCUUCUGGGAAGCCAUUUCUGACCCUCUUUGCCACCAUGCAUAUUUUGAUGCCCUGGGAGUCCCCUCAUAUCGCUCAUCAACAGUCUAUUGUGAAUUGUUCCAUCACAGACUGACUGUUCAACAAUUGUGAGUUCCUUGACCCUUUUCACAUCACUGCUAGGACUUGGUAAAUGAGUGAAUAAAAAUGAA